CAGUGUUUGAAAAACGUAUUGAAAGUCCGAUUCAAUUGUCUGUGAAGUGACCACUCGUUUCACUGCACCGACUCUUCACCACUACUUCACAUCACUUCCAACAGAUCCUUGUGGUGAUAACAGUAAUCGCAUACCUCGUGGGCGUCAGACAUGUAUAACGGAAUCGGUUUACAGACGGCUCGUGGCAGCGGUACCAAUGGCUACGUCCAGAGGAAUAUGUCUUUUGUGAAGCAAAUGAAGGAUAAGAUUCAAUACAAGAGCGAAGACGACUUCAAACGUCUGGAGCGGGAGUUGAAUAGAGUUCCCAAUCAAGAGAUCUUAGAGCAUCAGAACAAACGACAGAUUGAACUCAAAUGUCUUCAGCUCACAGAGGAUAUGGAGAGCCAGGGCUAUUCGGACGGAGAGAUCGAGAGAGUGGUUGACAGCCGUCGCAGAGAAUGGACUCAAGAUAUGCAUCAGAAGAAGAACUACAGCGGGAAGAAGGAGUGGAUUAUGGAUAGAGAGGGUUCGCCACAAAAGUAAGACACC
Messenger RNA from Oppiella nova, 528 nucleotides. The record is from the annotation of a GenBank genome assembly. NCBI's taxonomy places the organism in Eukaryota, Metazoa, Arthropoda, Arachnida, Sarcoptiformes, Oppiidae.